Molecule: messenger RNA, 1626 nt
Organism: Aspergillus niger
Lineage: Eukaryota; Fungi; Ascomycota; Eurotiomycetes; Eurotiales; Aspergillaceae
Exons: 2
Coding region: 1-1626 (541 amino acids)
Biological process (GO): fatty acid metabolic process
Molecular function (GO): FAD binding; oleate hydratase activity
Source: RefSeq, a predicted model, not a curated record
AUGUCUUCCAUUUCGGCACCGCCAACUCCUCCGCCUGAGCGCCGGCUGCCAGAGGGGAUGGAUGCGUGGAUUCUAGGGGCCGGCAUCUCUUCUCUGACUGCAGCUGUGCAUCUCAUUCAGGAGGCGCAUGUGCCCCCUUCUCGUGUUCACAUUCUCGAAACUCUCAGUCAAGCUGGCGGCGGGAGUAUCAGUACGGGGGACCCCGUCAAUGGUUAUGAUUGCCGCGCUGGGGGAAUGCCUCCAUUCAACGACGUCUGCAUGGAAGAACUUCUUUCUCUGGUCCCCUCCAAGACCAAUCCAAACCUGACCGUCCUCGAAGAAUUUCACGAGUUCUGGGACACUGAAGCAGUGAAAGAUCACCCUCAUACUCGCUUCCUCACCCGCCAUAAACAUGGUCUUGAACGCAUUGACGCCAAGCGAGCCAGUCUGGGACUGCGCGACCGCGUGGACCUAUUCAUGCUGGCCUCAAAGUCGGACAAGUCGCUCGGCCGCUCGCGCAUCUGCGACCAUUUUAGCAAUAGCUUCUUCAAAAGCUAUUACUGGAUGCUCCUUUCCACGACCUUUGGCAUAAAACCUGUUCAUAGUGCAGCUGAGUUCCGGCGCUACCUUCAACACUACAUGCACGACAUCCACGAGAUCCACUGUCGCCGGAAGCUAGAUGGUGGCCGUUACAAUCGUCACGAGUCUAUCGUCUCACCAAUUGCUCACUUUUUGUGCUCCCGUGGCGUGGACUUCCGUUUUCACACCACAGUCACUGAUAUCAUCACCACCCCUUCAAGCAGCGAACCGCACCGAGUAUCGGCCAUCAAAGCCAUACAUGAAAAUGAGCCCGAGAUGACGAUAAAUCUGGGGGAGCGGGACAUCGUGCUGGUCUCACUAGGCUCGGUUAUGUCCGGCUCCACAACGGGAACCAACACGUCCCCACCGUCCUUGGAACUAAUGGAUAUCGAGAAAGACUUGGACGAGAAUUGGCUGCUGUGGCUAGAGCUCUCCACCAAAAACCCUAUCUUCGGGAACGCAUACAACUUCUGCACACGCAUGGCGGAGUCCCGCCUCGAAUCAUUUACCGUCACCUUUUCCUCCCCCGAGUUCUUCAACCGCUUUACCGCCCUCACAGGUGAUAAAGUAGGAAGUGGGACUUUCGUCACCCUCAAAGACACUCCCUGGCUCCUGAGCAUCAAUCUUCCCCAGCAACCUCUCUUCCCGGAUCAGCCUGCGCACGUGCAGGUACUCUGGGGCUACGCCAUGUACCCCGAGCGGGAGGGCGACUAUAUCAAGAAACCCAUGCUCGAAUGUUCCGGACAGGAAAUCAUGGAGGAGAUAUUAAAACAGUUGAAUUUCCCCGUGCAGGGGAUCCUAGACCACUCAAUCACCCUCCCAUGUGUGGUUCCGCGAGCGGCGGCGACACUGUUGGUCCGCUUGCGCAGCGACCGACCUCCAGUGAUUCCCCCGGGAAUCGACAAUCUCGGGCUCAUAGGCCAGUUCGUGGACAUCCCGGGAGAGGUGGCCGUGACGAUGGAUUACGGGGUCCGGUCAGCGCAGACGGCGGUCCGUCAGCUAAUGGGGCUGGAAAGGCACAAGGUAUUGUCUAAGCGAAGUUCCGCAAUCAAUUUAAAAGCUUUGUAG